AUGCGUUCUCUUUUGAGGCUUGCCACUGCGGCUGCUCUCCUAGCCGACGGCGUGCUGUCAAAGCAGGCCCCUACUGUCCGGGUCAAAAACGGUACACUUGAAGGCAAAUAUGUGGCCGGAUACGAUCAAGAUCUCUUCCUUGGUGUCCCCUUCGCUCAACCUCCCGUUGGAAAGCUUCGUUUCCAGAACCCCCAAAGCCUGAACAAGACCUUCAAGACCAAGAAGGUCACCGAGUAUGCUGACUCUUGUGUCGGAUAUGGAAAUAGCCCUGAUCAAGGCCCUGUCACUUUGGGUGAGGACUGUCUGACGCUGAACAUUGUCAGACCCUCAACGAUCAACAGUAACAGUAAUGAAAAGCUGCCAGUUGGCGUUUUUAUCCACGGUGGAGGCUGGACAAUGGACUUCAGCGCAAAUGGUGUUUACAACAUGAGCUUCAUGGUUGAGCAGUCCGUCAAGGCUGGCAAGCCCAUGAUUGGUGUAUCCGUCGAUUACCGACUGUCAUUCUGGGGCUUCAUGGCCAGUCAAGAUAUUCUCGAUGCCGGAGUAGCCAAUCUCGGCUUGAAGGAUCAGCGCAUCGCCCUGCACUGGGUCAACGAGAACAUCGCUGCCUUUGGCGGCGAUCCCUCCAAGGUCACCAUCUUUGGCGAGAGUGCUGGUGGUGGCAACGUUGGGUACCAGGCUACUGCCUACGGAGGCCGAGAUGAGAAGCUGUUCCGCGGCAUCAUCGCCCAGUCCGGUGCUGACGGAACUGACAUGAAGAACUAUACCCUACCACAGCAGCGUUACGACACCAUCGUCAAGGCUGUUGGCUGCGAUAAGAAGAAAGACAAGCUCGCCUGCCUGCGAGAUGUCCCCUUCGAGAAGCUCAAUGCCACGAGUACCAAGGUGCAAGGCAGCUUCUACCCAGUGGUUGACGAGGACUUCAUUCCUGACUUCCCUUCCACGCUUCUCGAAAACGGAAACUUCACCAAGGUGCCCAUCAUGCUAGGAACGAAUGCCGACGAAGGCACCUUUUUCGGCCUUCCCGGUGUUGACACCGACAAGGAAUUGGUCACCAGACUCCAAUCUACCGGCCUCGACACCGACACAAUUGAGACCCUCAUGGCGCUUUACCCCAACAUCGAUGCGCUUGGUAGCCCGUCGGGGUACCGCAGAAAGGCUAACGAUCCCGUCAAGGCACAGUUCAAGCGCAUGGCUGCUCUGCAGAGCGAUCAGCUUUUCGUUUCAUGGAGACGCGCAAGGAGUGAUGCUUGGUCUAAGCACAACGUGACUGCGUACUCGUACUUGUUUGAGUCGCCCAACACUAACAUGCCGGAUUACAUCGGAACUCCUCAUUUCGUGGAGGUCGCAUAUGCCUUCUACAACAUGCUGGGACAAGGCUACGCAAAGGGCGCGGGUCCUCUUGUGAAUGCGUCGCAGGAGGUUCUUGACUUGGCCAAACUUAUCAACCACAUGUGGAUCAGCUUCAUCCAUAGUCUCGACCCCAACGAGCACGGAAUUGAUGGUGUUCCUGAGUGGCCUGUCUACAAGAGCGGUGGAGGCUAUGGAGAGAACUUCUACUUCAACCCUAACGGAUCGACUGUCCAGCCUGAUACCCUUCGACUGGCGGGAACUACGUUCAUCAACUCGGUCGCUAGAGAUCAGUAUGGAAGGUAG
Molecule: messenger RNA, 1656 nt
Organism: Fusarium sp. VM40
Lineage: Eukaryota; Fungi; Ascomycota; Sordariomycetes; Hypocreales; Nectriaceae
Source: the annotation of a GenBank genome assembly